Molecule: messenger RNA, 318 nt
Organism: Dichomitus squalens LYAD-421 SS1
Lineage: Eukaryota; Fungi; Basidiomycota; Agaricomycetes; Polyporales; Polyporaceae
Exons: 2
Source: RefSeq, a predicted model, not a curated record
CUGCGGAGAGAGGCGCUCAUGUACGACGGGCCUCUGGCUGACCUCCAGGGCACAGUCGUCCCCAUAUUCGGCGGCUUCUUUACUGGGACGGUACAAGAAGGCUAUCACGUCGGGUGCCUUAUCUUGGAGUGGUGUCCGCAGAACGACCAUACGACACGUCUACGCAUGCACGCCGUUCACAAGCUGCACGCAGCCGGGGUGUAUCACGGCCAAUUGUACGAACGAUCCGACUCGCUCUGCAUGUCGGACGGGCGGCACUUCCUGCGAGCCGCGGAUGGAACAAUGCGGAUCGUCGACUUUCAACAUGCAUAUAGGCAU